UUUGUUUCAUCUCUCUUUGUCGUUUGCAGGCAAAAACAACCGGAUAACAAUGGCACUGAGAAUGUGGGGUUCUUCCACUGCCAAUGCACUCAAGAUUUCUUGUGCCUCCAAACCUCACCUCCCCCUCUCCAGAUGCUUUUCCACUGUUUUGGAUGGGCUGAAAUAUGCUGAAUCACAUGAAUGGGUAAAGCAUGAAGGUUCGGUGGCUACGAUUGACAUCACUGACCAUGCUCAGGACCAUCUAGGAGAAGUAGUGUUUGUAGAGCUGCCAGAACCUGGUGGUUCAGUUAGCAAAGGAAAAGGCUUCGGAGCUGUUGAAAGUGUUAAAGUAACCAGUGAUGUCAAUUCACCGAUUUCCGGCGAAAUCGUCGAGGUUAACUCUAAGCUCAGUGAAGCUCCUGGCCUGAUCAAUUCAAGCCCUUAUGAAGAAGGAUGGAUGAUAAAGGUGAAACCCAGCAGUCCAUCAGAAUUGGAAUCCUUGAUGGGUUCUACGGAAUACACCAAAUUCUGCGAAGAAGAAGAUGCUUCCCACUGAAACUUUUUUAUCAUAAUUUCGAUUCUGAUCUAUGUUAUUUGAUCAUUAUUACAGUUCAACUUCUGCAAAUUUCGUUUUAACUCGUUCUAUUGUCUCAUUCACGAACUCGGUAUCACUGAAAUUGUCACCGUUUUCGACUUUCUUUACCCAGAAAAGGGAAUUUACAGACAUUGUGAUAGAAGUUGUAAAACUGAAAACAUGGCAACACAUUAGUAACUUAUGUGACAAGAAAA
This is a messenger RNA of Hibiscus syriacus, 768 nucleotides long. Its product is annotated as glycine cleavage system H protein, mitochondrial-like. The transcript has 4 exons. Lineage: Eukaryota; Viridiplantae; Streptophyta; Magnoliopsida; Malvales; Malvaceae. The record is from RefSeq and is a predicted model, not a curated record. The coding region runs from base 50 to 535 and encodes 161 amino acids. Gene Ontology annotation, biological process: protein lipoylation; glycine decarboxylation via glycine cleavage system. Gene Ontology annotation, cellular component: mitochondrion; glycine cleavage complex; cytoplasm.